AGUCCGCCCUCACUCAGUAUCCACGGGUUUCACAUCUGUGGAUUCAACAAACUAUGGAUGGAAAAGAAACAAAGAUCACAUCUGUUUUGAACACGUGCAAAUUUCUACCUCCCCUUGUCAUUAUCUAAAUAAUGUAGCAUCACAACUAUUUACAUAUGCAAAUGCUAUGUCAUUUUAUAUGGGAGCCUCGAGCACCUGCAGGUUCUGAUUUUUUGCUGAGCAGGGCAGAGUCCUCAAGGUAAUCCCCCUCAGCGACUGAGAGAUGACUGCUUCCUUUAACAUUUUAACAUUAUUCUGUCCCUCUUAAAUGAGCACUCCCUGAGGACAAGGAUAAUAAUAUCUACCUUCAUGGGGAUGGUUUUGUCUCCAGAAGACAUCUGACAAGGACUGGAGACAUUUUGGAUACAUGGUAGAGGGGGUGCUCCUGGUAUGUAAUAAGUAGAGGUCAGGGAUACUGCUAAACAUACAAUGAACAAGACAGCCCUCAGCGCCGAGAAUUCUUGGGUCCAAAAUGCCAAAAGAGGCAAAGUUGUGAAACCCACAUCACCUUGUUCAUCAAUGUAUUCUUAGCACUGAGCACUAAUCCUGCUAACCCAGUAGGUGUUUAACUAAUUACAGAGGAGUUGAGCUGGACGGAGAAAACCUGCAAAACUGUUAUCGUCCACAUGCUGGACUUAUUCCCUUUGCCGGUGUUUACUUUUCCUUCAUAGGAAGAUAAGCAUUAAGUGCUUUCAUAAUGGCUACACAACCUAGUCAUGUCUUCCAUGGUCAAGAAAAUAACCUUCUGGAAAAUGACUGUAAAAGAAAAUGCAUGAGGAGAAAUGCUGACGAAGACCCCAAGAAGCAAUUGAACCAAGAGACUAUGAAUGGACCUGGGCAAAAUCCAGAUGAUGGAUUACUGGUUACACCUGUUAAUCAGACGCAGGAAUUACUGAGGCUGCAGGGGAGUGAGACCUGGUCUUCAGCUUCUGAGGACCCCGAAGAUUGGCUUUCGAAUCACAGUCUAGAGUUUCAGAAACUCACCUUGGCUGACCUGAUCAAACAGGGCACAGCGGUGCUGGAGGAAGGCAGCAAUGUCAUGCAGAAAAUCCGCUUCUCCACUCAGACCAUCUGCCAUUUUGAAUCCAAGCUUUCUGAAGCUAUUGGACUCUAUCAGCAGAGAAUUCGGUGGCUCACAGAAAACAGCAAUAAGGCAUUUGGCCUCAUUAAAGGGACCAGAGUAGGCAUCCUCAUUGACAGGUCGGCGGUGGGCAAUGGCCCUCAGAGGGAGGAAUUCCAGAAUGACCUGGGGAGGCUCAUUGAAGAGCAGCUGAGCCACAAGGAGAAGCUGUAUGUCCUGUCCUUUGGUUCCACCACCAGCUUCCUCUGGCCAGACUCCAUGGAACUCGGUGUCUCCACCCUCCAGGAACUCAGACUCUGGGUAAAGAAACUGCAGCCUGAGGGAGGCAGCAAUUUGCUUCGAGCCCUGAAGAAAAUCUUUACUCUGAAGGAGCUGAAUUCUCUGGUGAUCAUCAUGGGCAGCUGCCCUGAUCAGUCUUCUGAUAUCCUGUCUGAUUACAUGCAGCAGGCCACCAUAGGAAGGGGCCUAAUCAUCCACGUGGUCACCUACAAAUGUGAUGGUCAGCUCCCUCUUGCCGUCCUGAAGAACCUUGCAGAAGCCCUUGGGGGCUACUACCACUGCUACAGCCCGGCUGCAGAGCUCUGUGCCAGCCGGGAUGUCGAUGAGCUCCUGGCAGAAAUGCAGAAGGCCCAGAGCCUCCUCAGCCAAGUCCAAGCCCUACGCCAGAGCAGCCCAUGGGAGGAGCCAAGCUGCCUGUGGAAGGAGAUUUCUGCAGAGAUUGCAAAAGGAUCACUUGCAAGCCUGCUACCUAAGCCUCCAAAGCAUCAAGCUCCUCUCACAAUUGAGUUCCCCAACUUGGACAAGACGUCUGCAGAAUGGCUCAAGGUCAAUAGUCUGAAAGCCAAAAAGUUAAGCCUUUAUCAGGUUCUGGCACCCAAUGCGUUUUCUCCUGUGGAGGAAUUCGUGCCUAUCCUCCAGAAAACGGUAUCAUCAACUAUCCAUGAGAAGGCAAUGGUACAAUUCGAAUGGCAUGAUGGGACAGUGAAGAAUGUUCAUGUGGAUCCGCCCUUCCUCUAUGAGUACCAGAAACAGCUCAGCAGAGCCGUGCGGAUAUUUGAGAGGCGGAUUGAAUGGCUGUCUCUGGCCAGCAGACGAAUCUGGGGCACCGUCUGUGAAAAAAGGGUGGUUAUACUGCUGGAUAUCUCUGCGACCAAUUCCAUGUACAUUAUUCAUAUCCAGCACUCCCUGAGACUGUUGCUGGAGGAGCAGCUGUCCAACAAAGACCUCUUCAACCUCAUUGCGUUUGGAAGCACAAUCGAAAGCUGGAGGCCUGAGCUGGUUCCCGUGAGCCACGACAAUUUACAGAGCGCCUGGCGGUGGGCCCUGACCCUGCAGUGUGGGGGCAGCAGAAAUAUCCUCAGUGCACUGCGGAAGGCUGUUGAAGUGGACUUCAAGGACAAGGACAAACACCAAUCACAGGGCAUCUACCUCUUCACAGGGGGCAUCCCCGACCAGGACAUGUGCAUACUGUGCGCCUACAUGGCAGAGGCAUGUAGUGGCUGUGACCUCCAGUUGAACGUGUGUCUCUUCUAUGUGAGUGAGCCUCGCAUGGACACCAUAGCUCCGGCCUGCUAUGCCAGCCGCACCGACACAGCCAUUGCCUAUAAGGAGGUUACCCGGACUACUGGUGGCCGCUUCCACUGGUUUGGAGAGACAGGCAUUUAUGAGAGUGAUGACAUCAACUCCAUCGUAUCUGAAGUGGAAAAGGCUCUCAACUAUUCCCAAAAGUGUGCCCUCUUAGUGGCCUCCUUGAAGAACCACUCAAGAAAGGAGCUGGAAAGUGCAGCCCUCCCAAAGGAGAAGCCCAAGACACCCAAGCAAGGAAGCCAGCCCAAGAAAUGCUGUCAGCCCAAGGCCACGGCCCCUGCAGCACCCAGAAUGAACAUGCAGGAUGGUCCUGACAAAGAGAAGAGUCCCUCGGUGAGAGCUCUGAAAUGGCAUCCACACAGUAACAGUGUGAGCAUUUCCCCAGCCACAUGUUUUCUUACUGCAGCCCAGCCAGUGAAAGAAAGGACAACCAAAUGGCGAAGGAAAACCAAAGCAAUGGGUGCAGAGACCGCUGUUUCACUCUUCUAUACAGAAACAGGGAAUAAUGUCGGCUCAGUGUACAGAAAGUACCCUCUAGCUAAGAAUCUGAGAAGGAUUAACACUGCUUCAGUGGAGUUGCCCAGAAAGGAUGUGGUGUGUUCAAGCCAAGAGUGGGUAGCAAACUAUGGACUGAAAAAACUGAAGAUGGAAAUCUCCAGACACAUCGGUCCCAACUGUGCUCAUCAAAAGUCAGCACGGGGGUCGGCCUCAACCAAAUACUGCAGCUGCCACAUCUUCCCCAGCGUGGAAAUCAAAGGGGUGGUGAGACACAUCCAGUGGACGCUCAGGGAAAUGGAGGAAUACAUCUCAUGCCUGGAAAAGCUGAUGAGGCGCUACGUGCAGAGGCUGCAGUGGCUGCUGUCUGGGAGCCGCCGACUGUUCGGUGCCAUCCUGGAGAGCAAAGUGUGCAUUCUGCUGGACACCUCGGGGUCCAUGGGCCCACACCUGCAGCAGGUGAAGACAGAGCUGAUUCUGCUGAUUUGGGAGCAGCUGCGGAAGCAGUGUGACAGUUUUAACCUGCUCAGCUUUGCAGAGGGUCUUCAGUCAUGGCAGGACAGCCUGGUGGAUACCACAGAUGCCAUGUGUCACAAGGCCAUGCAGUGGGUGACCCAACUACAAGCUCAGGGGAGUACCUCAGUCUUGCAAGCAUUACUGAAAGCCUUCAGUUUCCAUGGUGUGCAAGGACUGUACCUCCUGACCGAUGGGAAGCCGGACACCAGCCGCAGCCUCGUCCUCAGUGCGGUCCAAAGGCUCAGAGAAGAAAGGGACGUGAGAGUGCACACCGUGUCCUUGAACUGCACGGACCGAGCGGCCGUGGAGUUCCUCAGAAAAAUGGCGGCCUUCACUGGCGGGCGCUACCACUGCCCGGUCGGAGAAGACACGCUGAAGGCAAUGCAAGGCCCGCUCAUCAAAGGCUUCAUCGAGGAUCAGGAUCCCCCAUUGCCACUCUUUGAAGGAGAUGAUUUGAGAAGGUUGGCCCAGGAGAUCACCAAGGCCAGAAGCUUCCUCCGGCAGGCCCAGUCCUUCAGGUCACAACUCCAGAAGAAAAACAACCCAGAAGCCAAGGUCACUGCUUGUUAG
Molecule: messenger RNA, 4288 nt
Organism: Ochotona curzoniae (black-lipped pika)
Lineage: Eukaryota; Metazoa; Chordata; Mammalia; Lagomorpha; Ochotonidae
Gene: VWA3A
Product: von Willebrand factor A domain containing 3A
Exons: 32
Coding region: 737-4288 (1183 amino acids)
Source: RefSeq, a predicted model, not a curated record